Molecule: messenger RNA, 271 nt
Organism: Racocetra persica
Lineage: Eukaryota; Fungi; Glomeromycota; Glomeromycetes; Diversisporales; Gigasporaceae
Source: the annotation of a GenBank genome assembly
AUGUUAACACCAACAUUGGAAGUUAAAAAGAAGGAGAUUGUUGAAACGAUUAAAACUAAACUAACUCAACAUAACAGGAAGAGAAAACGUGUUAGCAAAGAGGAGAAAGAAGAAAAAGAGGAGGUGAAUGGUGUUAAUUCAGAAUUGAAUAGAGUCAAUUCAGAAGUGACGAACUAUCAAAAAGGUCAUGAUUUCAAAAAUUUACUUCAUAAAAUCUUUAAUGAUGCUGGGUUUAUAGUACAAAAGAUUCAAGUUACUGAAGGUGACGGAG